Messenger RNA from Helianthus annuus (common sunflower), 1809 nucleotides. RefSeq names its product probable receptor-like protein kinase At2g39360. Bases 1 to 1809 code for a protein of 602 amino acids. The record is from RefSeq and is a predicted model, not a curated record. Gene Ontology annotation, molecular function: ATP binding; transmembrane receptor protein tyrosine kinase activity. Gene Ontology annotation, biological process: protein autophosphorylation. The transcript is spliced from 2 exons. NCBI's taxonomy places the organism in Eukaryota, Viridiplantae, Streptophyta, Magnoliopsida, Asterales, Asteraceae. Gene Ontology annotation, cellular component: plasma membrane; plasmodesma.
AUGUCUUCCAUUGAAGAAUUAAAGCACUUGCAGAUUCCUCUCCAAGACAUAUCAUUGGCAACUAACGGAUUUUCUGACCAGAAUAUCAUUGCAAAGGGUGGAUUUGGGAAGGUCUAUGAAGGUGUAUCUGAAAAGCACGGCCACAUCGCUGUAAAGCGGCUGGAACAUAGACAAGGAGGACAAGGAGAUCACGAAUUCAAAACAGAGAUUGCAUUGCUUUCAGAAUAUGAACACAAAAACAUUGUAUCUCUUCUUGGAUUUUGUGAUGAAGAUGGCGAGAAGAUUCUUGUUUACAAGUAUGAAAGCAAGGGGAGUCUUGACAAGCACUUAAACAAUAAAGAUCUAACCUGGAUCCAACGAAUUCAGAUAUGCCUAGAUGCUGCCCAUGGGUUGAAGUACCUUCAUGAUGAUGGUGGACCUCAUCAUGGAAUUAUCCACCGGGAUGUCAAAAGCUCAAACAUCCUUUUGGAUGAGAACUCAAACGCUAAAAUUUCUGAUUUUGGGUUGUCAAGAGUAGGCCCUGCCAACACGCAAUCUAGCUUUCUAAUCUCCAAUGCUUGUGGCACACCUGGAUAUAUUGAUCCAGACUACUUGAUUACUGGUUAUCUCACAGAAAAAUCUGACGUUUACUCUUUUGGGGUUGUGUUGCUUGAAGUUCUGUGUGGAAGGCAUGCACUUGUUAAAUCGUACAAGGAUGAGCGUCAAUUUCUAACUGUUUUGAUCCAAAAACAUUACACAAAGGGUACGUUAGAUAAGAUCAUUCCUUCCUAUUUACACGAACAGAUAAACCCAGAUUCGUUACAUACGUUUGCAAAUAUUGCUUAUCAAUGUUUGAAGAACAGGACAGAACGUCCAACAAUGCAGCAGGUCAUUGAACAAUUAGAAAAAGCUCUUCACAGUCAACUGACUCCCAUUAUGUCUCAUUCCAUUAAUGAAGUGAAGCACUUGCAAAUUCCUCUCCAAGAUAUUAUAUUGGCAUGUAAUAAAUUCUCAUACCAGAAUUACAUUCGAAGGGAUGGAUCUGCCUGGGUCUAUGAAGGGAUAUCUGAAAAACACGGUCCCAUCUACAUAAUGCGGUUGGAUCCUGGGCAUGGGCUAGGAUACUACGAAUUUAAGAAAGAGAUUUCUCUGCUUUCAGAAUUUAAAUGUAAAAACGUCAUCACGUUAGUUGGAUUCUGCAAUGAAGAUGGCGAGAAGAUACUUAUUUUUAAGUAUGAACGCAACGGGAGCCUCGAUCAACAUGUGAACAACAGAUUUUUAAGCUGGUCCCAACGAAUUCAGAUUUGCAGAGAUGCUGCCUCUGCUAUGCUAUACCUUCAAGAUGAUGCUAGACGUCAAGGAAGAAUUCUCUACCAUGAUAUUAAAAGCUCGCACAUCCUUUUAGAUGAGGCUUGGAGACCUAAAAUUACCAAUAUCGGGUUGUCGGGAAUAUACCCUUCGAUCAAGGAUAUUUUUGGCUUAACUGGAUAUUCUCCUGAAGACUAUUUAUCAUCCCAACAAAAAUCUGACAUUUACUCUUUCGGGGUCAUAUUGCUUGAGGUUCUGUGUGGAAGGCGUGCACAUGUUACGUCAGAUAAAGACAAUCCUCAAAGUUUAGCUAUUUUGUACAGAGAACAUUACGAAAAGCAAACAUUAGAUAGCAUCAUCCCUUCUUAUUUACGUAAACAAAUAAACACAGAUUCGUUAGUUACAUUUUCAAACAUUGCCUAUCAAUGUUUGAAAAACGUAGACGAACGUCCAACAAUGAAGCAGGUCAUGGAACAAUUACAAAAAGCUCUUGAUCAACAACUCCUAAGCUGUAGCAAUUAG